Molecule: messenger RNA, 1692 nt
Organism: Spodoptera litura
Lineage: Eukaryota; Metazoa; Arthropoda; Insecta; Lepidoptera; Noctuidae
Product: fatty-acid amide hydrolase 2-A
Cellular component (GO): endomembrane system
Source: RefSeq, a predicted model, not a curated record
CAUAUAGACUGACAGUUCAACUCGCAAACAAAAAAAAAUAGAAUUUUCCAUUCAUUUUCAUCGUACAAAACGUAAACAAAAUGUUUAAAAUUAUUAGAUAUCUUAAAUGAUGAAAUAAAUACGAUUUUAUAUUAAACACACUUCACACUACAAGAAAUAUGUAGUUGAAUCUAAUAGGAAACAUUUACGAUCGUAAAGCAAACAAAAUAGAUGUCCGUCACUUGAAGUAUAGCUGUAGCUACUUAGAGUGUUUUAUUAGAAAGUUUCUGCAUUACCUAUUAUCCCUUUCACAUCAUACCGCUGUGUGUUAGCUAACGACAGAAGAAUAAAAUACGUAAACAAGUGUUAUCGAAGUUACCGUAGAAUAUUUACACGAAAAUUAACAUACAAUUAAAUGUAACUUGUGCUGAUAAGUGUUACACGAGCAAUGAGUAUCACUAACAGUGACAAAAAGGAUAAAAUCGAGCUAUCCAGCAAUAAACCGAGGAAGAUAUUCUGCGGAAUGGUCUCCAACAUGAUCAAGCAUGUGUUCCUCAUAUUUCGGACGUACCUGGACCUGUUUAUUGACCUGGUCUACGGUUACUUCUGGGAGGGGAAGCGGCAACCCAUACCAGCUUUGGAGAAGAGACAUGCUAUGCUUGCGGAGUGCGCUGUGGCCCUGGCUGCGAAGAUCAGGAAUAAAGAGCUGAAGUCUGAGGAUCUGGUGAGGGCGUGCAUUGAGAGGAUUCAACAGGUAAAUCCUAUAAUAAACGCGGUGACGGACGAGAGAUACGAAGAUGCCCUGCAAGAAGCGCGCGAAGUCGACAAGCUGAUUGAAAGCGGACUGCCUGAUGACUAUUUCCAGAAGAAACCGUUUUUAGGCAUUCCAUUCACGGCUAAGGAAAGCCAUGCAGUACAAGGCAUGUUGCACACUCUGGGCGUCGUGUCGCGGCGCCAUGUGCGCGCGCACAAGGACGCGGAGUGCGUGCGACUCGUCAAGGAGGCCGGCGCCAUACUCGUGGCAGUUACUAAUGUACCUGAGAUUAAUAAGUGGAUGGAGAGCCGUAACUUCGUGUUUGGUCAGACAAACAAUCCGCACCACACCGGGCGCACCCCCGGGGGCUCCAGCGGGGGCGAGGCCGCUCUACAUGCCUGUAUUACUGCGCCCAUCUCUCUGUGUUCGGAUAUCGGUGGGUCUACUCGUAUGCCUGCGUUCUUCUGCGGCCUGUACGCUCUGAACCCGACCUCUGGAUACACCAGCCUUAAAGGUUCAGCUCUCCGCACGGGUAAGGAGAAGUCGAUGGCUUCCAUCGGCUUCAUCAGCAGACAUUGUUCAGACCUCAUACCACUCACUAAGUUAGUAGUCAUCGCUGAUAAGGCCAAGGAAUUGAACCUGGACCGACCUGUUCAUGUUAAGAAACUCAGAUACUUCUACGUGGAGACGGCUCAAGAUUUGCGCGUGAGUCCCAUCUCUGCUGAUCUACGCGCUGCAAUGAACAGGUACUUAAUCGAUUUUAUUUUAUUACUUGUUACAUUUUUCACUUGUCCGAUUCGGAACAUUCGUACUUUCGCUAUGACACGACCAACGACACCUAUUAGCUACCAAUACUAGCUGUUGCCUGGGACUUCGUCCGCGUAAAAGACUUCUGGCAGAAUUCAUUAGAACCGAUAUAGUGCCUAAAUGAGAUUUAUUGUCAAAUAAAUUUGUCGUGA